Messenger RNA from Polyodon spathula (Mississippi paddlefish), 3098 nucleotides. It is a transcript of the gene efr3a, whose product is annotated as EFR3 homolog A (S. cerevisiae). Bases 464 to 2914 code for a protein of 816 amino acids. Gene Ontology annotation, cellular component: plasma membrane. The transcript is spliced from 24 exons. NCBI's taxonomy places the organism in Eukaryota, Metazoa, Chordata, Actinopteri, Acipenseriformes, Polyodontidae. Gene Ontology annotation, biological process: protein localization to plasma membrane. The record is from RefSeq and is a predicted model, not a curated record.
CUCAAUUCUGUGGGAGGGUCCAGUUUCGACAACGACUUCCUUAUUUAUAGCAGCAACAUCGACAGUGCUGACCUCAGCGGAAGGAAACACCUUUUAAAUACCGACUUUCAACUUUCGUAUCUUUUCAACUUGUAUCAGCAUUUAGCAACUGUCUUGUUUGUGUAGCGUUAAAAAAAAGCUCUUGAAAGGUGGGCGCUUUACAAAGAUUGUUUGCAUUUGUACUCUGUGUCAUUGACAAGGAGAGACAAAGUCUGCCAUUGUACUUCCUGGUUAUAUAGGCGACUACAGUACCCAACAACAAGGUACAUAUACAUCAUUCUAGUUACAGGAGCUAUUUAAUGCCAGUGACCCGAGGAGACAGUUAAUGGAAAACUGAAGUAAAGAAAACCCCCUGAACACGAACGUUUUUCCCUGAGAACCAAAUUACUCAUCAGAAGAUAACCCAUUACGAUUUGAGUGAAGAAUGCCUUCUGGGGUGUGUGGCUGUUGCGGUCCUCUGCGCCCUCGAUACAAGCGCUUGGUGGACAACAUAUUCCCAGAAGACCCAAAAGAUGGAUUGGUUAAAUCUGAUAUGGAGAAGCUGACCUUCUACGCAGUUUCAGCUCCAGAGAAGCUAGACAGAAUUGGAGCCUAUCUGGCAGAGAGACUGAGCAGAGAUGUUGUCAGGCAUCGCUAUGGAUAUGUUGUUAUUGCAAUGGAGGCUCUGGAUCAGCUUCUGAUGGCUUGCCAUUCCCAGAGCAUUAAACCUUUCGUCGAAAGCUUCCUUCAUAUGGUGGCAAAGCUGCUGGAGUCUAGAGAACCAGACUUGCAGGUUCUUGGAACUAAUUCAUUUGUCAAGUUUGCAAACAUAGAAGAGGACACCCCUUCUUACCACCGACGCUAUGACUUCUUUGUCUCCCAGUUCAGUGCCAUGUGCCAUUCCACUCAUGAUGACCCUGACACAAGAACUAAGAUCCGAAUUGCUGGUAUCAAAGGGUUGCAGGGAGUGGUACGUAAAACAGUGAAUGAUGAGCUGCAGGCAAUUAUCUGGGAGCCACAGCACAUGGAUAAACUGAUCCCCUCAAUGCUGUUUAAUAUGCAGUGCUCCGAGGAUUCAGACAGGACUGGCGCACCCACCACUCCCUCAGACGGCGACAAAGAUGAGAACCCGGCUACUUUGGCAGAAAGCUGUUUCAGGGAGCUGCUUGGAAGAGCAGCCUACGGGAACAUGAACAAUGCAGUCAGGCCUGUGUUGGUGCAUUUAGACAACCAUCGGCUCUGGGAGACAAAUGAAUUUGCAGUAUCCUGUUUUAAGAUCAUAAUGUAUUCAAUACAGGCCCAGCACUCUCAUCAUGUGAUUCAGCAGGUCCUGGGUCACCUGGACACUCACAACAAAGACUCCCCUCGAGUCAGAGCAGGCAUUGUGCAGGUCCUUCUGGAAACAGUUGCCAUUGCAGCCAAAGGCUCCAUAGGUCCUACAGUUUUGGAAGUGUUUAAUACUUUGCUGAAACACCUAUGCCUCAGUGUGGAUUUUGAAUUGGGGGACAGACGCAACUCUGCCAGCAGUGUCAGCACCAACUCUAAGGAGAAUGAAGAGAGGAUAGUGCAGAAUGCAAUCAUACAAACAAUUGGCUUCUUUGGUGGAAACCUCCCAGACUACCAGCGCUCUGAGGUCAUGAUGUUUAUCAUGGGGAAGGUCCCUGUUUUUGGAUCACCUUGUCACACACUGGAUACCUCCAAUAUUGGGGAUCUUGGAACCAAACGUAUUCAGGUCAUGCUGUUCCGCUCACUGAUAAUGGUUACUUCAGGUUACAAGGCGAAAACAAUAGCUGCGGCCCUUCCUGCCCCAUUCCUUGAACCUUUGCUUGCCAUUUCCCUGAUGGAGGACAAUGAACUUCGACAGUUAGUGCUGGAGAUUCUUCACAAUCUAAUUGAUCGUCAUGACAACAGGGCAAAACUGAGGGGCAUAAGGAUCAUCCCAGAUGUUUCAGCCCUUAAAAUAAAGAGAGAGAAGAUUUCCAAACAAGAUGUUAACUUCAUAAAAAAGCAUGGACAGCAGCUGUACAGACACAUCUACUUGAGUUGCAAAGAAGAAGAUAAUGUUCACAAGAACUUUGAAUUACUCUACACUGCCCUGGCUAUCCUUACUAUAGAACUGGCGAAUGAAGAAGUGGUUAUAGACCUGAUUCGUCUGGCAAUUGCUUUGCAGGAUAUGGCCAUUAACAAUGAGGAAAACCUGUCUAUGUUUAAUCGGUGUGGUACUAUGGCCCUGGUGGCUGCUUAUUUGAAUUUCCUAAGUCAGAUGAUUGCCAGUCCUCCUUUCUGCCAACAUGUGAACAAGGUGAUUGAAACAAGAAACCUGGAAGCACCUUAUCUGUUGCCAGAGAACGCUCUUAGGGAGAAAUACACGCUGCCCAAGUCUUUGGAAAAGCACGAGAAGAAUGUGUUUUUCCUGACUAAUAAGAUUGCUGAAUCCUUGGCUGGUCCCAGCUAUAGUGUGGAUAGGCUCUCCGUGCCUUACAUACCCCAAGUGACAGAUGAAGACAAGCAUUCCAGAAGGAAAAGUAUUGUGGACACUGUAUCAAUCCAGGUUGACAUCCUCUCUGGUAACAAUCAACCGGACAAGGCAAGGUUAGCUGAAGAAAUAACCUUUGACACACUGAAGAAAGCCAUAGAUACCACUGGAAUGGAAGAACAGGAGAAGGAAAAGCGACGUCAACUAAUCGAGAAGUUCCAGAAAGCUCCAUUUGAAGAGAUUGCAGCUCAGUGUGGAUCUAAGGCAAACUUGCUGCAAGAUAAACUGGCACAGAUAUUUGAACUUACUAUCAGGCCUCCACCCAGCCCAUCAGGAAAUGUGACUAUCUCGGCAGGACAUGCUCAGUGCCAGUCCAUUCCAGUCUAUGAGAUGAAAUUCCCAGAUCUCUGUGUGUAUUAGAUGAAAAUUGUAUGCUUGUAAACACACUGCUCUGUGCAAUGUAAAAGAUCAAAAUAUCUACCAAAACAUGUAGGCUAAAUCAGGUUCUGUUGCUCGUGUUUAAAAAAAAAAAAAAAAAAGGUAUUUUAUUUGUCUGUAAGUUAGAUAUACCACUUUAAAUAUUGAUAGAAAUCUAAUAGUCAUG